AUGGCGGCGGUGGCGAUUGCGGCGACAAAAGUUCAGGCGUACAGCGCUCAGGCGCCUCUCGUCUGUCGUCUCAGCCAAAAGCUGCUCGCUCGAACCGCGGCCGACUCUACCAUCGCGGCCGCACUGUUGCGCUCUCCAGAAGACUGGUGCCUCAUAUACUGCCUCCCUGCGGAUGCUGCCGGCGAGCCUGGCGGUCCGCUGUACUACAAGGAAGUGCUGACUCGAUGCCUACUCGAAUUCUUCUACCCCCACGACUCGGAAUGCGAAUGCAUUCGUGGCAUCCUAUGGGUCGUCCAGAGUAUCGACCUCUGGCUUGUCAGCCGGUCACUUGAUGACACCAUGAAGUACAGCGAUCGCCACCUCGCUGGCCUCUCCGCAAGGCCCCCCGACCGCGUCGAACUCAUCGGCGCGGGCUCUCUCGGCUACGGGACCGGCCCCAGCUUCGGCUGA
Emiliania huxleyi CCMP1516 is the source of this 450-nucleotide messenger RNA. RefSeq lists its product as hypothetical. The record is from RefSeq and is a predicted model, not a curated record. The coding region runs from base 1 to 450 and encodes 149 amino acids. The transcript has 3 exons. NCBI's taxonomy places the organism in Eukaryota, Haptophyta, Isochrysidales, Noelaerhabdaceae.